GGCGGACCCCGCGGUGGUGUCCGGGUCCGGUGCUGCCGGAGAGCCAGAUAGGGGCGUCCCGGUGCCGAUGAACCUGUUUGCGACCUGGGAGAUCGAUCGGUCCUCUCCGAGCUGCGUGCCCAGGUUGUGCAGCCUGACUCUGAAGAAGCUGAUGGUUUUGAGGGAGCUGGACAGAGAGGUCAGCUCCGUCGUCAUCGCUGUUAAGAUCCAGGGCUCUAAGCGAACUCUGAGAUCCAACGAGUAUCUCCUUCCUCCGGAGGGCCUCAUGGAAACAGACCUGGAGCUCACCUUCUCACUGCAGUAUCCUCACUUCCUGAAGCGAGAUGCGAACCGCCUACACGUGAUGCUGCAGAGAAGGAAGAGGUACAAGAACCGAACCAUCCUGGGCUACAAAACCCUCGCAGUGGGAGUCAUCAACAUGGCCGAGGUAAUGCAGCAUCCGACUGAAGGAGCCCACAUCCUCGGUCUCCAUAGCAACCUGAAGGAUGCUUCGGUGCGUGCGGCUGAGCUUAGCGUCCUUGCUCUCUCCAGCCAGCCAAUCGAACAGGAGGACACAAGUGGUCACCAUGGAAACAAGACCAAGGCCUCGGACCGCUCCCCUGACAUGGAGAACUACUGGGAGGACGACGACGACAGCUUCUCCUCCGAACAGGAAGGAAGUGAUGACGCAGUCCAGCCUCAGGACAUGUACGACGACGAUGACGAUGUUCAGGGAAAGACGAAGAAGUCUCACCGGAAAAUGAUCCGAACGGCCUCCCUGACUCAGCAACCGAACUUCAAACAGAAGUUCGUGGCUCUGUUGAGGAGAUUCAAGGUGACUGAUGAGGUUCUGGACUCAGACCCGGUGGGUCAGAGUCAGGAGGCUGAGGAGGACCUGGACCUCUUGUACGACAGUCUGGAGGUGUACAACCCGAGCGACAGCGGUCCCGAGCUGGACGACAACGACAGCGUCCUGAGCACGCCCAAACCCAAACUCAGGCCGUUCUUCGAGGGGGUUUCUCAGUCGAGCUCUCAGACUGAGAUCGGGAGUCUCCACAGUCAGAGGAGCCAACCGAGAGAACGAACCGCAGCCGUGGCAGAGCUGCCGUCUCCAGGGGCUCAGGGCCCCUGGGACCCGGAGGAGUCCAGAGGAGAGGAGGCUGGCCCCGGGGAAGUUGAGGAUGACGUUGCCAUGGGAACAGAUGCAGGCCCGGCUGCCAAACUCUGUAAAACUGAGUCCCAAACACACAUGUCACCAAGUAAGACGGGAGGUCAGGCGUCGCGCCACCCAUGGAGCGUCUCCACGAGGGACAGACAGAACUCCAGAGGGACAGACAGAACCAGCAGCAUCGACAGCGAGACGUCGUCUGACUACAGGACACCUCCUCCACAGGUUGCCAGGAAGUCGGUCUUGGAUCAGCUGAACCACAUCCUGUUCUCUGAUGAUCAGAUUCCUGAGUCCAUCAUCCUGAUCAACACCGUAGACUGGCAGGGACAGUACCUGUCGGAGGUUCUUUUCGAUGAGCCAAUCGUCUGCACCGUCUCAGCCGCUGACGUUCAGGCCGCCUUCAGCGCCGUCAUCAGCCGCAUCCAGAGAUUCUGUAACUGUAACUCCCAGACGCCGCCCACGGUGAAGGUGGCGGUGGGCGGAGACCAGAGCUACCUCAGCACCGUCCUCUGCUGCUUUGUAGAGCAGCUGGCCAGCAAGACGCCCGAUUGGCUGAACUACGUCCGCUUCCUCGUCCUCCCCGUUGGAUCCCACCCGCUGGCCAAGUACCUGGCGUCCCUGGACAGUAAAUUCAACAGUCUGUUCAUGGACGCCGGCUGGAGGGAGCUGUUUGGACGCCUGGAGCCUCCUGCUCUCGAUCCUGUUGGCGUAGCAGGUCGAGUGUCUCAGUAUCUGACUGGAGCUGCCGUAUCUCACCUGUGUCCGAUCUCGGAGGCCAUGCUCACCUGCAAACACAAGAGCCCCGAGGAAGACUCCUGCCAGAAGUUUGUUCCUUUUAUCGGGCUGGUGAAGGUCGGCAUCGUGGAGCAGAAUUUCCUGUCCACCUCAGUGGACUCUGAUGACAUCAUACUGGGAUCUCCUCCCUCCCAAUCAGGAGCACCGAUCGGCAUCACCUCCACACCUCCUCCCUCCCCCUCCACCAGCUGUCUGGGGGAGGUGAUGGGUCUGCAGGUGGACUACUGGAGCAGUCAGGGAGGAGGAGGAGGAGGAGAGCGGAGGAAGGAGGUGGGGAUAAAGAGCACUCUGAAGAGCAACUUCCGCUGUCUUCAGGUGUCGAGGAUCAGUGGAGGAGAACUGAUGAGCAUGACGGUGGUGACCAAAGAGAAGAACAAGAAAGUCAUGUUCCUCAGUAAGAAGAUGAAGGAGAAGGAGGCGGAGUCGAGGAGUCAGCUGAUCGAAGGAAUCAGCAGGUUGAUCUGUACCUCCAAACACCAACACACACUGAGAGUGUCUAUAGACGGAGUGGAGUGGAACGACGUGAAGUUUUUCCAGCUGGCUGCUCAGUGGCCGACACAUGUCAAACACUUUCCUGUCGGGAUCUUCAGCUACAACAAACCCUGAAGCAGCUCCUCCUCUUCCUCACCUGUAUCGGAUCCACGGUUUUGUACCAGCAGAGGAGCAGAAACCUCGUUUGCCUUUCUUCACUCACAUCGUGUUGGAACAGAAAUGUUUGUAACCUGUAAGUUACUUUUUAAUUAUUUAAAUGAGAAUGAAUAUUUAUUAUUUACUGUAAAUACAGCGUCAAGUGUGUGUGUUUGUCUGAUGACGAUGAUGAUAAUAACAAUAGUAAUUCUAUUUCUACAUGUAUUAACUGAGUUAGUUUGAUUUGACUGUUAAUGAUUUGACACAGGUCUGGAUUUUUCAGUUCUUCAAAGCUGCUUUAAAUGUAUAUGUGCAGCAGUUGUCACAGCAACAGGUCCUUUAACCCAAACCUACAAAAGCGCAGCUCAUUCGCGGUUAGUGGUCCAGGGGUCGCGGCCUCUGUUGGAAGUGACUGUUAACGCUUCUUGUUGGGAAAUCGAUCGAACCACAAAGAGACAGAAAACGACCAGAGAGUCGCGGAAUGACCACAGACAUGACUAGAGUGACUCUCAGUAGAGCGCGUAGCCCCGCCAGGGCUGGAGAGACGCCUCGUCUCGCAAUGUGAAGGAAAGUGUUAGAAAAAAAUUCCUGGAUCCAUCCCUCCACCAAGUUCAGUGCAAAUCGGUUCGGUAAUUUUAGUGUGGUCCUGCCGACAAACAGACGUGGGUGAAAACAGAAGCUCCUCGGUGGAGGUAAAUGGCGGCGAGUCUUCCUCCUGUGAAGGAGGCGUGUUUCUUCUCAGUUUCUUCUUGAAACAGAGUCGAUCUAGUUUUUAGGCAGAAAUGAAUUGACUGGAUUAUUUAGUGUCAGAGCGGUGGCAGGUAUCUGAAAACAGUCCCCAGUCCCCAAAGUCUACGUCACCCACGAUCCUCAGCUGCUGUUUCUAUGGAGAUGACUCCAUGCUGAGAAAGCAAAAUGCCGCACCACCUGUUCAACUGAUUCCCUUUUCUGAAUUGAUCCGAAAUUCUCACCUGAGAAUUAGAUCGUUUGUGUUUCGUGUUGUCUUCUCGUGUUUAUUAACUCGUCACACUGCCUCACUGUUGCAGAGCUUUAACCCUUUAAACAGGCAGGUUUUUUUUGUGAAGAUGUGGGAAAACUUGUAUGAUGUUUGAAACAAUAAACAAA
This is a messenger RNA of Xiphias gladius (swordfish), 3694 nucleotides long. RefSeq names its product phosphofurin acidic cluster sorting protein 1-like. Gene Ontology annotation, molecular function: transmembrane transporter binding. The transcript has 24 exons. Lineage: Eukaryota; Metazoa; Chordata; Actinopteri; Istiophoriformes; Xiphiidae. The record is from RefSeq and is a predicted model, not a curated record. Gene Ontology annotation, biological process: protein localization to plasma membrane. Bases 68 to 2548 code for a protein of 826 amino acids.